Molecule: messenger RNA, 591 nt
Organism: Endocarpon pusillum Z07020
Lineage: Eukaryota; Fungi; Ascomycota; Eurotiomycetes; Verrucariales; Verrucariaceae
Product: DNA replication complex GINS protein PSF1
Exons: 2
Coding region: 1-591 (196 amino acids)
Biological process (GO): DNA replication; DNA strand elongation involved in mitotic DNA replication
Cellular component (GO): GINS complex
Source: RefSeq, a predicted model, not a curated record
AUGGGUAGCUCACAAUCGGUACCCUAUUACGACCAGCCGCGUCGCCAUCGCCACAGGAGCCGAGAACGAGAAUACUUUCGACCACCUGGUGGCUAUCGACGACCAGACCUUCUGCCGCAGUACGGACCGAGGGCCGUGACCCGAGAAGUCAGAGACCUAGAAAAGGACGUCAAGCGCAUCCUCGAGCCUUUUGAGGGCCAUUUCAACCCGUCCUCCGAUCCUCCGACCGCCUGCGCCUUGCUUGUUGACCACCUUGCUAUCAGGCGGAACAAGCGAUGUCUUCUUGCUUAUCAUCGAGGACGAGCUGAUAAGCUAGAGGAGAUGUGUUGGGAUGGUAAGGAUGUUCUGGAAGUACACCAAUCGAGGCAAUCCAGUACAGGUCAGGAAGGGUCGAGUGCCCCCUCAAACGAUGAGAGCUCCCUAAGCCCAGAAGAGGAGGAAUAUUUCAGACAAUAUAGCGAUAUGUUAGCAGCUUAUAAAGGUCAAUGGACUGAUAUCGACUUGACUGGGAGUCUGGAACCGCCAAAAGAUCUCUUCAUUGAUGUUAGGGUUCUGAAAGACGCUGGCGAGGUGCAGACGGAAUACGGGUAA